This is a messenger RNA of Penicillium coprophilum, 411 nucleotides long. RefSeq lists its product as uncharacterized. NCBI's taxonomy places the organism in Eukaryota, Fungi, Ascomycota, Eurotiomycetes, Eurotiales, Aspergillaceae. The record is from RefSeq and is a predicted model, not a curated record. Bases 1 to 411 code for a protein of 136 amino acids. The transcript has 2 exons.
AUGACGAUUGAUGGAUUCGCCAAAACGAUGAACACGCCGGAUGGAGCUGUAUUCCAUCGGGCCUAUGCACAGGAUGACAGAGGACUUGAAAACGAAGCUAUGACCAUUAUCCUUGCAAGUGCUGAUGGAAAAGAAUUAUUUCUUGAGAAAGAUUACUUCUUCGGCAACCAUCUGGACUCGAGGACUGCACCAGCAGUCUUGAUAUAUGCAAAUGAAGGGAGAGGGUUUGUUGACUCGCGAGAUUCCAAUGGGAAAAUUGAUACACUUGAAGUAGGGCCAGAUUCUGGUAAUGGUCUGAGAAUCCUCGUUUUGGACGAAGGGCGGGAUACAUUCAUUCACCAGGAUGUGCAGAUGAGGCGUUUCUUUCAAGUAUGGAAGGACCGGACGUUCGAAGAGGUAUCCAAGAACUGA